Molecule: messenger RNA, 4400 nt
Organism: Carassius auratus (goldfish)
Lineage: Eukaryota; Metazoa; Chordata; Actinopteri; Cypriniformes; Cyprinidae
Gene: dcst2
Product: DC-STAMP domain containing 2
Exons: 18
Coding region: 92-2239 (715 amino acids)
Cellular component (GO): membrane
Source: RefSeq, a predicted model, not a curated record
CACGUGUAUCAAAGUCAAACUCUGAUCUAAAAUUUAUAACAUUUUUGACUAAAGGGCAGCUGUCACAUUAACAAGCUCUAUAGUGGAUAGGAUGAUCCCAAAAGCAGCUUUUUUAAAGUGUCUCGGUAGGAGACUAUCGCGCCGCGGCUCGGCGGUGCGUCAGCUGAAGCGAAGUCUUGCUGGGUUUACUCUGGGUCUGUUCCUCGCAUCGGUUUACGGAUUGACAGCGCUGUACAUCCAGAACCACGAUCUGUGGUUCUGCAUCAUCACUACCGUCAUCAUCGCCGCUUGCGCGGGGUUUGGUACUGGCCUCUCUGACCGCGUGCACACCAACGUCAUGCUGAUGUUCCCAAUGCUGUGCUCGAUCAGGGGUAAAAAUUUCCUUUUUUUCCUCAUCUGUACCUUGGUUAUCCAAGGCCCAGUGAGCAACACGAUGGAAAAUGUUGAACGGGCUGCAGACAGUGUGAUCUGUGGUGCAGAACUUGCCAUGAACCAAACACAACAGCUCCUGCAGCGUGCUGCCAACCCACUGCUACCGGCCCUGAGUAAGAUAAAGCAGAUAGCGAGGAAUGCUCACUCAAUGGCAGGCCGAGCACAAAACUUCAUCAGAGCUCUGACGGAAUCUGUGCGGCAUGUUGCUUGUACUCUGAGAAAUGUACUGCACUUCUUGGCGAAUAUUGGUGAUGUGUGUAAUGACAAUCUGGGCUUGCCAUAUCAGAAGUGCACUAGGCUGUUUGAUGAAGCCCGUGAGAACUGCAUGGAGCUGCUCUCUGUGUUUUCGUUCCUCUGCCACCUCCUGGAUGGAUUCCAGCCCCUCUGUGGGCUCGCACGCGUGGGACAGCUGUUCUGCAUCUUACCAUCAUAUAUUGCUGACCACAUUAAGACUGCUUUGGCUUUUCCAACUAUUGCAGCCUUUGAUCGAAUUAAAAAGGAGUUUGAAUUCAACAUUUCUACCUCCAUCAACUUUGACCAGCAUCUGAACAACAGUCAGUCCAUACAGGAUGCUGCUCAGAAGAUCAUGGAGGAGGUGUCAGAGGAGCUGGGCCUCCUCCUGGAGCUCAAAUUCCUGCUGGCAUACUUGGGUUUCUUCCUGCUUCUCUUCAUGUAUCUCCAGGCCGUUUUGUACAAAAACCGGUACCUUCAUAAUGAUAACUUUGAAAACAUCUACAUAACCGACCAGUUUAUUGAGUUGGACAGGAAGUGCUCCAGACAGGGCAAAGCAGCUGUACUUCCCCUCAGCCACAGAGAAACUCUCACCUACAUCAGGCCCUCCUCUCUGUAUCUGCCUGUGAGAGAGAGACGGACUAUAGCAGGUCAGAUGCUGUCUUUGCUCAGGUAUAUGGUCAUGACUGUCAUACUGAUAGCUGUCGACUUCAUGGUGUUCUGGGUGUUUGAGCUGGUACACCAUCAGGCCCAGGGUGAAAUCGUCACCCAAGCUCCUGUAGUGGUAGCAGUGAAUGUGAAUGGAUCUGGUUAUGCCUCGGAUAUCUUUCGGGACAUAGCAGCCUCAUUUGACAUCCUGCAGAAAGGAAACAUCACUGUGCUUAGCAAGAAAUGUCUCAUGCAGCCUUUGGAGCCAGACUACAUGAGAUACCUGCUCAUUGGAUUUCUUUAUGGAUUGACUCUUUUUAUUGUGAUUGCUGGUGGCUACGUCACACGUCUACAGAGAUUUGUAUGUGCCAGGUACCAUCCUGAAAGAGAGAAAAAGAGAAUUCAGUACCUUCACAGGCAUAUUCUCACUCAGCGCGGGUCUUUAGGAAAAGCCUUACUGAGGGCUGUACAACGAAACAGGAUAGACCAGCAACAUGAUGGCAUUAUAUCAAUAUUAGCUCAACACCUACCAGGGGGUGGCAUCAUAGCCAGGCUCCUGGAUAUCGGUAAAAAAUCGUGUGCGGCCUGUGGGAAAGUGUUGAAGACGAGAGCUCAUGAUGACGAAGUGCAUAUCUGCCCUACCCCUCACUGCACAGGCCAUUACUGCUCGCUGUGUUUCAGACUGAUGGGGAAGCUCUGUGCUAUCUGUACAGCACCCCUCACAUUCCACGCGGACCAAGAGCUAGAUUCCAGUGAUGAGGAGCAAGCCAGUUUAGGGGAGAUCGCUGUAACAUCACCUCAGCCUGUCCCGGAGAAAAGAGGAAAAGAGAGGAAGCGAAUAACGAUCAGUAUUUCCAAUCAGGAUCAUUCUAUAGGGAUCAACGGCCAAACCGACCAUCAAAAUGUGGAGAUUAAUAAUAGAGUUUAAGGCCAAAUCUGCUUUAUUCAUUCGCAGGUUCUGUGGUGUUGGAUAUAAAUCUGUUAGUACAAUACCAGGAAUGUGUUUUAUUUAUUUAUUUAAUUCUCUCUCCUUGUCCAAACUGCAAAAUAGGUAUACAUGAUGAAACUAAAAAUAUUUUACAAGUGUAAUCUCGUGUAAUCUAAUCACAUCUGUCAAAAUGCGGUUGGUCUGGUUGCAUUGCAUUUACAUGGUUGUCGGAGGAAUGUCGAGGAUGAGCUGCAGUUUCUUAACUGUAAAACAAAUACUCAAACUAUUUUCAUAUUUUUUACUAUUUCCACAAAGACGGUAAUGUUACCAGUUAAUCUCUGCGUGUAUCGCAAAUUAACACACAUUCCGCACACAAUAUAUUCGCAUAUAAACUCUCAAUACUAUAAAAGCGUAAACAUUACCCGUGUGUGAGUGAAGAGUGGGCGUGACGCAGGCAGGCGCGAGCGCUGGUCAGACUCAGGUGAUGAAAUACUGUCACUUCACUUCACCUGCUGCAGUUUCCGCUCGGGACAGAAAACAAGCCCAAUGGCUGAACAGUACACAGAGCUAGAGCUGGCCAUAAACACCUUGGUCAAAAACUUCCAUUCUGCUUCGCCUACUGACGCUGACACGCUCACAGCCCAGGAGUUCCAGAGCAUGAUCUCCAAAGAGCUGCCCACCAUGGUGAAGACCGCAGGGGAUCAGGAAGGACUUAACGAACUCCUGGCGGAACUGAAUGUGGAAGAAGGGAAGGGCGUCACAUUCAAGGACUUUUGGCAGUUGGUUGUUUCUCUGGCCAAUGCUCAGUUUGGAUUGCAGAGCAAAGAGAAACAGGUGAAAUGUAUGAAAUGUAGUCUGAUGUAAGACCAGUCCUGAGCAAACCAGUCCGAUCAACAUUACGUGUACGUCCACCACAGCCCUGAGAAAACACGGCUUAUCAGCAUCUUAUAUUACCCAUCACUCUCUGCAGCACUGUACAUGUCACUCUAUUGGUCUUUUUGGUAGGUCUUAUCAUGAUUAAGUGUUGUGACAGAGCUUCCUGAAUGAAUACCCAACAAGCCCUUACGACAUGAGUAAUCUCUACCAUCAGUGUAACCUGAGCCGCACUUGCCUGGCCAGAUAACAUAAGAUCUACUGGCUCAUUUAUUUCCUCAUUUGUUCAGUUUUUUUUUAAUUAUUAUUAUUAUUUCAACUUGCCCAAUCAUUAGUUUUUAUGUGUUUGAUAUGACAACUGUGAUCAUAUUUUAAGUAACUGUGGGCUGUCUGACAUGCAUUGAAAAAGAGAUCAUGUGAGUCAUAAUAUUGUAGAGGGAAGUAGAGAUGAGACACCACAUAUUCUGUACUGUAUUUGACUUUAUGGUAACAUUACAUUUGUUGAUACUAUCAAAUAUAUGCUAAAUGUGUCCAAGUCUGAAUGAUCUAUAAAGUCUAUAGGCAUAAUGAAAACACUUUUUAUAUUGAUUAUUGAUCUACUUACUAAUCCCGAUGUUAAAGUGUCCCAAAGACCAUUUUAAUUUCUAUAAAAUAUAUCAAAACGCUGUCAAGAUGAAGCUUCGUUAUUAUCUAAAUGGAAUCAUAACUUACUAAGUCUUGAAAACAAACCAUUCUACAUCACUUAUGUUUGGGUUCCCAAAGAUAUAAAACAUUAAAGUAAUGCUGGAACAGAGGAUCCAAAUGUAUUUUUAAUACCGUAUAAUAAGUUGUGAUGUAGGGAAUACCUGUAUUGCAAGCUUUAACUCGUUUCAGUUGAGAAUUGUAACAACUGUUGAUGAACGCUAUUUAUUCAAGAGCAAGGAUCUCUAACCACAAAAGCACAACAUCCCAUUGGCUGGAAGAUGCUGGUGCAACUAAUGGCAAUUUGUGGUUAAUCACCUCCAGUAUAUGCUAAGAGUACAGAUACUUUAUAGCUUCUUAAAAUUGGUACACCUUAUUUCUUUCUUUCCUGUCUUUUGCUCCUCAUUCAUAUCUAAGAUCCAUUUAUGUUAACUAUUUAACCACUGAUUUGUGAUUUUUCUCUUUUUGGCACAUUUUUGUGUUCUGCCUUGUACUCAGGGCUGUUGUUAUAUAUUAUAAAGGAGCUCUGCAGCUCGAACUUUUCAGGGCAAACUUGUUGAAAGACAAUGGUACAUUAAUUCCUUGAAAUAAAUACAAUAUGAAACCA